AUGUCUUGGCAGUGCAUCAGCGAUGGCAGAAUGGACGGACUUAAGGUAAUACACCUUACUGACUUGGGCUCUGAUCAUCAGAUGAUUUUUGUGCAGCUCAUCAAACAAGGGCAUCAUCCGCAUACCAGGUUCCAAUUUGAUGGGAGAUGGAAUUCCAAUGCAGAGGCAAUGGAUAUAAUUCAAAUGGCUUGGUCCAAACCUACGUGUGGUUCUAUCCAAUUCCGAGCCUUUAAUCAACUCAAAAUUGUUCGCCAUAACUUGGUUGACUGGGCAAGAGUGGGUACUUCAAAUUCAGCUCGUUGUAUUAGGGAGCUCAGGACUGCAAUUGAGGACCUUCGCGAGGCAGCUCUGGUGGAUUGGGAUGCUAUUCGCCAGCUGGAACGGGAUCUCUCGACUGCAUACAUUAAAGAGGAAUGCUUUUGGCGUCAAAAGUCGCGAGUUGGUUGGCUCUGGGAAGGGGAUGCUAACACCAACCUCUUCCACCGCAUGGUACUUCGACGACGGCGUUUUAAUCGCUUGAGAGGGCUAAGAGAUGAUGCUGGAACCUUACAUCAUGAAGAAGAGGCCAUGGCAGGUAUAGCUAUUCCAUUUUAUCAAUCUAUUUUCACCUCUAACAAUGUGCAUGCCUCAUCGUAUGUGGACUCUUUGGGUAUUUCCAGCAGAGUCACGAGAGAGAUGAAUGACGCUUUGAUAGCUCCUGUCUCGGCUCUGGAAGUCAAGGAGGCGGUGUUCCGGAUUGGCAGCCAUCAGGCCCCUGGUUCCGAUGGAUUCACAGCAGCCUUUUUCCAAGCUCAUUGGGAGGUGGUGGGUCCGUUGAUCACGACUACAGUCCUCAACUUCUUUAGCUCCGACCGGCUUCUUCACAGCUUUAAUCAUACUCUGAUAUCCUUACUGCCAAAGGUGCUGAAUGCCGACCCAAUGCGCCAAAUCCGUCCCAUAGGUUUGUGUCAUGUAUUUUACAAAAUCAUUGCUAAACUUAUGGCUGCUAGGCUCAGUGUGAUCUUACCUGAUGUUGUGAGUUCCACACAAAAUGGUUUUGUGCGUGAUAGAUCUAUUACUGACAAUAUUCUACUUGGCCAAGAAGUUAUGCAAUUUCUGAAAACUAAAGUGCAUGGUCGGGAUAAGUGGAUGGCACUUAAACUAGAUAUGGAAAAAGCUUAUGACCGGGUUGAAUGGUCAUUCCUGUUGCUGAUUAUGGAACAGAUGGGGUUCUGUUACGAAUGGCGGCGCUGGAUUAAUGCUUGUAUCUCCACUGUAUCCUUUUCGGUUCUAAUUAAUGGACAUUCCCACGGGUAUUUCAAGACCCCAACGGGGUUUGCGUCAAGGUGA
This is a messenger RNA of Linum trigynum, 1329 nucleotides long. The record is from the annotation of a GenBank genome assembly. Lineage: Eukaryota; Viridiplantae; Streptophyta; Magnoliopsida; Malpighiales; Linaceae.